This is a messenger RNA of Canis lupus familiaris (dog), 466 nucleotides long. Its product is annotated as UPF0711 protein C18orf21 homolog. Bases 1 to 441 code for a protein of 146 amino acids. The transcript is spliced from 2 exons. The record is from RefSeq and is a predicted model, not a curated record. NCBI's taxonomy places the organism in Eukaryota, Metazoa, Chordata, Mammalia, Carnivora, Canidae.
AUGAUUCUUAACCGAGAGGCAAGAAAUUGUACACUCAGUUUUAAAGAAGCAAAAAUUUUGAAAAAAUACAAAGACUCCAAAGGUGUAUUGUUGACUACUUGUAAAACAUGCAACAGAACAGUUAAACAUCAUGGUAAAAGUAGAAGCUUUCUCUCAGCACUGAAGAGCAGUCCUACCACUCCUACGAGUAAGCUCAGCCUGAAGACACCAGAGAGAAAGACUCCGAGUUCUGCAAAGCUGAGUCAUAUGUAUGGCUCCAAAGGCAAGAGCCCUGCCUCGAUAUUCAGGACACCUACAUCUGGACAAUCAACACCCACUUGUGCCUCAAAGAAUAUGAGCAAAAGAAAGAAACACCUUUCUCAACUAAAAAUGUUGCUUAGUCAAAGUGAAACCCAAAAGAACUCAAAGGUGGACUUCAGGAAUUUCUUAUUGUCUUUGUAAAAGAUGGGCUGUGAAAAUAAAUGUU